AUGGGCGUUUUUGGGCUGCGCAGGUUCAUUGACGCUUCCUCCUGCACGAGAUUUCUCCCCGAAACCGUGCAGGAUGCGGAGAAGCCAUUAGCCGCCCGUGAUCUCGACAAGACGCAUGGGACGGCCGGUAACUCGGCGCUUUCUUCGAGCCCUGCGGCGACGCCACAC
Trypanosoma cruzi is the source of this 168-nucleotide messenger RNA. RefSeq lists its product as uncharacterized. The record is from RefSeq and is a predicted model, not a curated record. The transcript has a single exon. The annotation marks the transcript as partial. NCBI's taxonomy places the organism in Eukaryota, Euglenozoa, Kinetoplastea, Trypanosomatida, Trypanosomatidae.